AUGAGUGCGAGGUUUGACCCUGGGACUUUGGGUGAUCGCACCGCCACGAUUGGGGCCUCGUUUCCAGUGGCUCAGCUGUCGGGACGGAAAGGGAAACGAUACCGAUACGGUAUCAGCAGGACGAUACAUGACGAUACAUUACUGGACGGCUCAAUUCUCUUUCUGCGCGCAUCUCUUGCCCGUCGCCACCCUUCUCUGAAGCAACACACCGCACUCAUUCUAGACAUGGGUUUUAAGCCAUCACAUCUCUCCAACACGGAGAAUCUCAUGAAGUAUAUGAGCCUUGACCAGCGGGGCCAUGUCCUGGCGGAGUAUGUCUGGAUUGAUGCUUCAAGUGGCGUCCGAUCAAAAACAAAGACCCUUAACGGCCCGGUCAAGUCAGUUGAGGAGCUUCCAGAAUGGAACUUCGACGGCUCGUCUACAGGCCAGGCCCCCGGUGAAAACUCAGACGUUUACCUGCGACCCGUUGCCAUGUUCCCAGACCCUUUCCGCCGCGGCGACAAUAUCCUCGUCCUCUGCGAAACCUGGGAUUCGGACGGCUCCCCUAACAAAUUCAACUACCGCCACGAGGCUUCCAAGCUGAUGCGCACUCACGCCCACGAACAUUUUUGGUUUGGCCUAGAACAGGAAUACACCCUCCUAGGCCCUGACGGGUGGCCAUACGGCUGGCCCAAGGGUGGUUUCCCUGGAGCUCAGGGCCCAUACUACUGCGGUGUUGGCACUGGCAAAGUCCAUUGCCGUGACAUCGUCGAGUCGCAUUACAAAGCCUGUCUAUAUGCUGGUAUCAAAAUCUCUGGUAUCAACGCAGAGGUCAUGCCAGCUCAGUGGGAGUAUCAGGUUGGGCCCUGUGAAGGCAUCACCCUCGGUGACCAGCUCUGGAUGUCCCGCUUCCUUCUCUCCCGCGUCGCCGAAGAAUUCGGAGCCAUAAUCUCAUUUGCCCCCAAGCCAAUCCCCGGUGACUGGAACGGAGCUGGCCUGCACUCCAAUGUCUCCACGGAAGCCAUGCGUUCUGAAGGUGGCAUGAAGGUCAUUGAGGCCGCGAUGAAGAAGCUCGAAUCCCGCCACUCAGAACACAUUGCCGUCUACGGUGAGGGCAACGAAGACCGUCUGACUGGCCGCCAUGAGACGGGUAGCAUUGAUCGAUUCACCUAUGGUGUUGCAGACCGUGGUGGCAGCGUUCGCAUCCCACGCCAGGUCGCGAAGGACGGCAAGGGAUACUUCGAGGAUCGAAGACCUGCGUCUAAUGCGGAUCCGUAUCAGAUUACCGGGAUUAUUGUUGAAACUCUCUGUGGCGCUUCAUAG
Messenger RNA from Paracoccidioides brasiliensis Pb18, 1302 nucleotides. RefSeq names its product glutamine synthetase. Gene Ontology annotation, cellular component: cytoplasm. The transcript is spliced from 7 exons. Gene Ontology annotation, molecular function: glutamine synthetase activity. The record is from RefSeq and is a predicted model, not a curated record. The coding region runs from base 1 to 1302 and encodes 433 amino acids.